Messenger RNA from Branchiostoma belcheri (Belcher's lancelet), 1478 nucleotides. Its product is annotated as histone H3-like. Bases 292 to 1050 code for a protein of 252 amino acids. The transcript is spliced from 2 exons. The record is from RefSeq and is a predicted model, not a curated record. Lineage: Eukaryota; Metazoa; Chordata; Leptocardii; Amphioxiformes; Branchiostomatidae. Gene Ontology annotation, cellular component: nucleosome. Gene Ontology annotation, molecular function: DNA binding; protein heterodimerization activity; structural constituent of chromatin.
GGCACGCGUGUACACUUGUCAAGCCAGUAUAACCGUUCUAUAGCGCCGAAUUUCACACUUUCCUGUGUGCCCUUCCAAAAGUGCCGAGCUUGCUGCAAAUAUCGGAUUCUGGAGUCGCGAAAACUGACCAAUUGCAAGGUCUGAUUUGGACCAGAGAACCAAUCAGGCGACAGGGUGUCGGCCAAUUGAAAUCUGUCGGCAUCUAAUUAGCGGGCGUUAUAAAUUCACUCUCCACCGUCGGUCGACUACUUUCAUUGUCUUGCACUUGAGCGCAAACGAAGUUCAUCCGACAUGGCACGUACCAAGCAGACCGCCCGUAAAUCCACCGGAGGCAAGGCCCCGAGGAAGCAGCUGGCAACCAAGGCUGCCCGCAAGAGCGCGCCGGCUACCGGCGGCGUGAAGAAGCCUCACCGCUACAGGCCCGGCACCGUGGCCCUGAGAGAGAUCCGCCGCUACCAGAAGUCGACGGAGUUGCUGAUCCGCAAGCUGCCCUUCCAGCGCCUGGUGCGAGAGAUCGCCCAAGACUUCAAGACCGACCUGCGCUUCCAGAGCUCGGCGGUCAUGGCCCUGCAGGAAGCCAGCGAGGCCUACCUGGUGGGUCUCUUCGAGGACACCAACCUGUGCGCCAUCCACGCCAAGCGUGUGACCAUCAUGCCCAAGGACAUUCAGCUCGCACGUCGCAUCCGUGGCGAGCGUGCUGGAAAAGCCGCCAAGAAAGCUGGCAAAGCCAGGCCGGUCGGAGACAAGAAGAAGGGAAGGAGGAGAAAGAGGAGGGAGACGUUCGGCGUCUACAUCUACAAAGUGCUCAAGCAGGUGCAUCCCGACACCGGCGUCUCCAGCAAGGCCAUGGGCAUCAUGAACUCAUUUGUCAACGACAUCUUUGAGCGCAUCGCCGCCGAGGCUUCCCGUCUGGCUCACUACAACAAGCGCUCCACCAUCAGUAGCCGCGAGAUUCAGACCGCCGUCAGACUCCUGCUGCCGGGCGAGCUGGCCAAGCACGCCGUCAGCGAGGGCACCAAGGCCGUCACCAAGUACACCAGCUCCAAGUAGAUCCACCGCCGCUGCUACACACAACCCCGGCCUUUUUCAAGGCCACCCACAUCCCCAAAAAAGACCUGUUUCAAUCACAAUAUAAUCACGAUAUACACUCCGACAAUAUACACAUGUACACACCACUAACCUGUGACCGCAGCUAGCUACAAAACUACCCGUGCACACGGUAGAAACAGAGACUAUGUCCUGCGUGAACUGCGACGCACAACAACAACAACAACAGAAAGCUAAAGAAAAACAAGUCAAGUUUAUUCUGACGUAAUAAAAGUCUGAACGCGUUCUUUCUUGUCGAACAAGGCAUAGAGUAGGCCUUCUGGAACAAAUGUCGCCUGCGACGUUCCUUAGAACAAUAUGCAUGGAUUGGCCGUAGGUCGGCGUUCUUGUCCUAUCUAAACAUACCAGAAAACAGUGUGUGUUAUCUGUGU